GGAUUGUGACCGUGUUGUCUCUUGAUUCGCAAUGGAAGCUGUGUGAGAGCUGGCCCGCCUGAAAUGCGUUUAAUGCACCAGCUUUUAUGCUCCGGAUUCUUUGAAUGACACCGCUGUGUUGUUGUUAUUGAGGGCUGUUGUCUGUCCUCUAUAGCUCCUCCUGCAGUGUGAGUGUCAGGUGUGUGUGCGUGCACCAUGGCUAGCCUCCUCCGAGUUGUGGCGGCCAGCUGCUCAGCGCCUGUGUUCAGCGGGGUUUCUGCUGUAAAGCUGCAGAGUGGCCGUACCAUCAAGUCAACAUGUCUGCGGUUUUUUAGGACCCAUCAAGCUCUCGGGCGAUGUGCUAGUCCAGGUAUUCCAUACAAACAACUCACAGUCGGAGUUCCCAAAGAAAUUUUCCAGAAUGAACGCAGAGUGGCGCUAUCGCCUGCCGGCGUCCAGGCACUCAUCAAACAGGGUUUCAAUGUUGUUGUGGAGUCCGGAGCUGGAGAGUCUUCCAAGUUCGGUGAUGAACAGUACGCCCAGGCCGGAGCAACAAUUAAAGACCUCAAAGAUGUCUUAGCAUCUGAUGUGGUGGUUAAGGUCCGUGCUCCUAUUUUCAACCCUGCUCUGGGUGUGCAUGAGGUGGAUAUGAUGAAGGAUGCAUCUACUUUGAUCAGCUUCAUCUAUCCAGCUCAGAACCCUGAGCUGAUGGACAUGCUGUCCAAGAAGAAAGCAACUGUCCUGGCUAUGGACCAGGUGCCCAGAGUCACCAUUGCCCAGGGUUACGAUGCACUGAGCUCCAUGGCAAACAUCGCAGGGUACAAGGCAGUGGUGCUGGCAGCUAACAGCUUUGGACGGUUUUUCACUGGACAAAUUACAGCAGCCGGGAAAGUGCCUCCUGCAAAGGUGCUCAUCAUUGGAGGUGGCGUGGCUGGGUUGGCAGCAGCGGGCACCGCCAGAGCCAUGGGAGCCAUUGUCAGAGGAUUUGAUACGAGAGCUGCAGCUUUGGAGCAGUUUAAAUCUCUGGGUGCAGAACCACUGGAGGUGGACAUUAAGGAGUCAGGAGAAGGCCAGGGAGGCUACGCCAAGGAAAUGUCUAAGGAGUUUAUAGAGGCAGAGAUGAAGCUGUUUGCUAAGCAGUGUCAGGAGGUGGACAUUGUCAUCAGCACUGCUCUUAUCCCUGGUAGGCGGGCACCCAUCCUAAUCACCAAGCCAAUGGUAGAAAGUAUGAAAGAUGGCUCAGUGGUGGUGGACCUGGCUGCUGAGGCAGGUGGAAACAUUGAAACCACAGUACCUGGAGAGCUGUCUGUAUACAAGGGCGUGACCCAUGUUGGCUACACAGACCUACCCAGCCGUUUACCAACUCAGUCCAGCACUUUGUAUUCCAACAACAUCACCAAGUUGAUCCGGGCGAUCAGCCCCGACAAGGAGAACUUUUACUUUGAUGUCAAGGACGAGUUCGACUAUGGGACCAUGGAUCACGUUGUCAGAGGAUCUGUUGUCAUGGAGAAAGGAAAGAACCUGUUCCCCGCUCCUCAGCCUCUCAACGUGCCUGUCGCAGCGCCUCCUAAAACGAAGAGCGUCCAGGAACUGGAGGCAGAGAAGGCUGCACAGAUUUCCCCUUUCAGGGCCACACUCACCAGUGCUGGGGUUUACACUGGAGGCAUCGCCACCCUGCUUGGUCUGGGCCUGUCAGCUCCCAACGCUGCCUUCACUCAGAUGGUCACCACCUUUGGUCUGGCUGGCAUCGUGGGAUACCACACAGUGUGGGGAGUCACUCCUGCUUUGCACUCUCCUCUCAUGUCUGUCACCAACGCCAUCUCAGGUCUGACGGCUGUGGGUGGUCUGUCCCUGAUGGGAGGGGGCUACGUCCCAACUUCGACUGCUGAGACACUGGCUGUGCUCGCUGCCUUCAUCUCUUCGGUCAACAUUGCUGGUGGUUUUCUGGUGACUCAGAAGAUGUUGGACAUGUUCAAACGUCCCACUGAUCCCCCAGAGUACAACUACCUCUAUUUGCUUCCUGGUGGUGUCUUCGUCGGAGGCUACGCUGCGGCUCUGCAGUCUGGAUAUAACAUUGAACAGAUGAUGUACUUGGGCUCAGGCUUGUGCUGCGUUGGUGCCCUGGCUGGCCUUUCUAACCAGACCACAGCCCGUCUGGGUAACACUUUAGGUAUGAUGGGAGUCGCAGGUGGGAUUGCAGCCACUCUGGGUGCCCUCAAACCAAGUCCUGAGCUCCUGGCACAAAUGAGUGCAGCCAUGGCUGUGGGUGGCACUGCUGGCCUGGCCAUUGCUAAGAAGAUCCAGAUCAGUGACUUGCCCCAGCUGGUGGCUGCUUUCCACAGUUUGGUUGGCUUGGCUGCUGUGCUCACCUGUGUGGCUGAAUACAUGAUUGAGUACCCACACUUCGCCACAGACCCUGCAGCUAACCUCACCAAGAUAGUUGCUUAUCUUGGAGCCUACAUCGGUGGAGUCACUUUUAGCGGCUCUUUGGUAGCAUAUGGCAAACUGCAAGGUAUGUUGAACAGCGCUCCUCUGAUGCUCCCCGGUCGUCACGCCCUGAAUGCCACUCUUAUGGCAGCAAGUGUCGGUGGGAUGAUUCCCUACAUGCUGGAUCCAAGUUACACCACAGGCAUCACCUGUCUCGGAUCAGUGUCUGCUCUCUCUGCUGUCAUGGGUGUAACACUGACAGCAGCUAUUGGAGGUGCUGACAUGCCGGUGGUAAUCACCGUACUCAACAGUUACUCAGGCUGGGCCCUGUGUGCCGAGGGCUUCCUUCUCAACAACAACCUGCUGACCAUCGUCGGAGCUCUCAUCGGGUCAUCUGGAGCCAUUUUGUCAUAUAUUAUGUGUGUGGCCAUGAAUCGCUCACUGGCUAAUGUGAUCUUGGGAGGCUACGGCACAUCUUCCACCGGCACAGGAAAGCCCAUGGAGAUUACAGGGACACACACAGAAGUCAAUGUGGAUCAGACUGUCGAGAUGAUUAAAGAGGCCCAAAACAUAAUCAUCACUCCAGGUUACGGUCUCUGUGCUGCAAAGGCCCAGUACCCCAUUGCGGACUUGGUGAAGAUGCUCAAAGAGGCGGGCAAGAGAGUCAGGUUUGGUAUUCACCCGGUUGCUGGCCGUAUGCCUGGUCAGCUAAAUGUGCUCUUGGCUGAAGCUGGUGUCCCGUAUGACAUCGUCCUGGAAAUGGAGGAGAUCAAUGAGGAUUUCUCUGAAACUGACCUGGUCCUGGUGAUCGGCGCCAAUGACACAGUUAACUCAGCGGCCCAAGAAGACCCCAACUCCAUCAUCGCUGGUAUGCCCGUGCUGGAAGUCUGGAAGGCGAAGCAGGUGAUUGUGAUGAAACGCUCCCUGGGUGUGGGUUACGCAGCUGUUGACAACCCCAUCUUCUACAAACCCAACACUGCGAUGUUGUUAGGUGACGCUAAGAAGACUUGCGAUGCCCUACAAGCCAAGGUCCGGGAGUCCCAGUAACAUGCCCCCUGCUUCAACCAGGCACCUCCGCUGAGAGCACACACAUGGAGAGAGAAAGGACGAAAACAAUAAGGCUUAGUUUUUCCAAAAGUAUUCCAGCAUUCAGUUCAUCUUUGUCCAAUUGCAACGCAGCCAAGUGAACAAAGAUGAUUAAUAGGGUAAAAGCUUUUCUGCAAACCCUUUCUGUGAUCUAUAAAUAAAAGCAAAUUUGCUUUUGCAAUCAGAGCUGAAUAAUGCAGAUAUUGUAGAUUUAUCAUUUCCUAAUGAGGUAAUGCACAACUCUUUUUAUUUCUAGAUCUCAAAGAAAGGGUUUGUCAACUUUCUGCAUGUCUUCUGUUUAAUAAGGGGAGCAGCUGACAGCGAGUCAUCAUCAUUAUAGAGACGUAUAUUAAUGUAAAACAGCCACAAAUGUAGAUAAGAUGUUAGAGAUGAUGCAUUUCACUGUUAAGGUGUUUUAGAAAAUAGCCAAUAGCUAAAAGAAAUAUUAGACUUGGAUUGGAAUUUAAAAAAUAUGAUGGUGAAUCACCAGAGGAGGUAUGACAGACUUAAGCGCUAACAUUUUACCACCCUGGAAAGAUUCCUCGCCCCUUUUUCCCCCCACUUUGGUUUUGUUUUAGUCAUGUGUUCCCUUUGAUAGAUCUGCUCUUUUUCCCCCCCGUACAAGUAAAAAGAAAAAAGGCAGAAUAGUGCAACAUUUCAGUUCCAGUUUUAUACUGUAUUGGGAGAUUUUUUUGUAUUUGGUCUAAUAAUUAUUUUAGAAAAUGUCUGUAUUUAGUGCUGUUUUGCUUUUUCUCUUUUCACUUGAGUGUAUCUCGUGACCUUCCAUCAAUGCCUCGUGUUCACCAACCACACUUUGGUUCAAGAAAACAGCUGAGAAAAAAUCCAUUCAGACUUCUUCCGUCAGAUGAGCAAUGCAAUAAACCAAAAGCAUCUGAACGUUAUGUGUGCCACCACAGCUGUGCUGAACGCUAGUGAAGCCCGUCUCACUCUUACAAACACACUCUGAUAGCCGACUGGAUUUUUAUGAUGUGUUUGAACCAGAUGUGUUUCUUCUUUCUGUGUGGUUCAGAUAUUACAGUACACUAAAUGCUAUCCUGCUGGCCUUAAUGGUAAAGAAGGUUUCGUUUUUUUUUCUUUUAAGUGAAUGUGGCUCAUCCACUCCAAUGCGUGCCCUCAUUAUUGCUCUACAGUGAAAUGAAGGUUUGUAAAGUAGGGCCAUAUGUCCGUCGGCCUUGUUGCGUCGAGUCUAAGCAACUAAGCAGUUAUUUAAUUGAAAUUGUUGCCACGAUCCAGCAGAUAUGAGGUGUCCGUUAUCAUGAAGUACUUCUAAAAUCUUUAUUUCUUCCUUUCUUUUAUUAAAGUCCAAAACACAAAAGAAGUGCCAAAUGGCCCCUCGAAUUCGGAAAGAUUUGCGUUAUGAAAAAACACUUGAGUAGAUCACAGACCAAAAAAAGAUGGCAGCUUCCACUUUCUACCUGUUGUGUCACAACUGAGUCAUGUUUGAACGUGCUCCAUUUAUUUUCUGCUGCAGUUGCACUGCUGCAGCACAUCAAUUGGCAAGAAUGUAUAUUGUGGCGUAGUUUGAACAAUAGUCAUGAGGUAACAUGUGAGCAGUCUUCAUCACUUUGUAAUCUACAAGUACUGUAUGCAUUAGUUGUUAUAGUAUCAUCCUGGGACCUGAUAUGUUGACAACUGUCCUACCUCUCCAUGAUAUGGCCAAUACCUUUCCACGGGACCUUCACCUGACCAGUCACCUAUUACGUAAUCAAGCACAGGAUCAGGACAGACAAAUUCCAACCAAACACAGGACCAAUAGCCUUCUGUUUUGUGUUCAUGUUGCAUUUUUUAACCACCUGACCUCAGUUUGCUGCCAGCAUGUUUGCUUUGUUGUGCAAGUGUAGAGCUGCACAUGUCACUAGUGCUCAUGAGGGCCUAUCGUUCUCACGUCUUAGCUUCCACAAGGAAAUGCAUUCUUUGUUUGAUAUCGAGCAAAUUAAAAGUGAUGGAAAAUCUUGAUAAUUCUGCUAGUAUGCCUCCCCCCUUAUGCCUGUUGCGUUUCUUCUUCUUUUUAAGGAAAGUAUUUUUGUAAAGAGGCAGAGCAACAAUGAGGUUUUAAAGUUGUACAACGUUUCAGUGCACCAUGUUAGGGAGACGAACUGAUGAAAUGUACUGUGAACUUGUUUUUUCCCCUCUUUUGUUUGUCAUGGAACAUUUUCAUCCCUAAUAAAUCUGUAUUUAC
Messenger RNA from Pelmatolapia mariae (spotted tilapia), 5692 nucleotides. It is a transcript of the gene nnt, whose product is annotated as nicotinamide nucleotide transhydrogenase. The record is from RefSeq and is a predicted model, not a curated record. Gene Ontology annotation, biological process: NADPH regeneration; proton transmembrane transport. Gene Ontology annotation, cellular component: mitochondrial inner membrane. Lineage: Eukaryota; Metazoa; Chordata; Actinopteri; Cichliformes; Cichlidae. The transcript has 22 exons. The coding region runs from base 196 to 3453 and encodes 1085 amino acids. Gene Ontology annotation, molecular function: NADP binding.